Molecule: messenger RNA, 627 nt
Organism: Neopelma chrysocephalum (saffron-crested tyrant-manakin)
Lineage: Eukaryota; Metazoa; Chordata; Aves; Passeriformes; Pipridae
Product: nuclear RNA export factor 1-like
Exons: 5
Biological process (GO): poly(A)+ mRNA export from nucleus
Cellular component (GO): nucleus
Molecular function (GO): protein binding; RNA binding
Source: RefSeq, a predicted model, not a curated record
AUGGGGUGGGAUGUGCUCCGGGUGGGACCCACGGCCCCGUCCCUGCUCCCGCAGGUCGUGAUCGUCAUCAACGCGUCGGCGCCGCCGCAGUCGCUGCAGAACGAGCUCAAACCUGAGGAGAUCGAGCAGCUCAAGCUCUGCAUGAGCAAGAGAUACGACGGGUCCCAGCAGGCGCUGGACCUCAAGAGCCUCCGCGUCGACCCGGACCUGGUGGCCCAGAGCAUCGACGUGGUGCUGAACCAGCGCAGCUGCAUGGGCGUGGUGCUGCGCAUCAUCGAGGAGAACAUCCCCGAGCUGCAGUCCCUGAACCUGGGCAGUAACAAGCUGUACCGCCUGGACGAUGUGGCCGAGUUGGCCCUCAAGGCCCCCGGGCUCAAAGUCCUCGACCUCUCACGCAACGAGCUGAAGUCGGAGCGGGAGCUGGACAAGGUGAAGGGGUUGAAGCUGGAGGAGCUGUGGCUGGACGGGAACCCCCUGUGUGACUCCUUCCGGGACCAGGCCAGUUACAUCAGGUCAGUGCCAGCCCUGGGGGGGCCCCGAGGGGCCCGGGGGCCUCCCCCACACCCACACAGCACCCCCCUGAGCAGGGGGGCUCGGCAGGACCGGGACACCCCCCCCCCGCCCCCC